UUAUCGUCUUAUCUGUGGUUGACAGUGUAUUAUAGUUUAUGCUUGAUAAAUUUUGGAAAUAAUUUAUGUACAACCGUUUUAAAAUACCAUGAGAAUCAUAGGAGAAUAAAAUGGGUAUACGUGGUUUAACAACAUUUAUUCAGAAUAGAUCACACUUGUAUUUAGAGGAAUAUGAUCUUCAUGAUACCAGUAUCGUAAUAGAUGGAAAUGCAAUUGCAUGCCAACUAUAUAAGUGGCAUUGUAAAUCUAAUGACUGUUUUGGAGGUGAUUAUGAUAAGUAUGCUGCAUUGAUAGAAAACUUUUUUCAAAUGUUAUCCAGUUGCAAUAUAAUUCCAUAUGUUGUCUUUGAUGGUGGUUAUGAAAGCCGUAAGGUAGCAACUGUUAUAAGCAGAAUGAAAAAUAAAAUAAAAUCUGCUCAACAGCUUAAUAGUGAUGUUGUUUUGAAACUAAACAUAAAAUGUGUAAGAUGUGACUUUGAGAGUGAUACAGAAAUAGCUAAUAUAGCAAGAAGAUUAAAUUGUCCAGUUCUGAGUUAUGAUUCAGACUUUUUUAUAUUUGACGUUUUAUAUAUACCAUUUUCUACAUUUGAAUUGUGUGCAAGGAGGAAGAAAAGGACCCAGACGAAUGAACCUUAUACCUAUAUUUUUUGCAAAGUAUACAGAAUUGAAAAAUUUUUAGAAUCAUUUGGUGGUUUGGAUAAAAAUAGUUUACCCAUUUUAGCUGUGCUAUUAGGAAACGAUUAUGUGAAGAGAAGUGUGUUUUCAAUGUUUUAUAGAAAUUUGAAAAUACAGAAAUGUCAUGGUAAACAAAAUGAUCAACAAAAAAGGAUUAAGUCGGUUAUAAUUUGGCUUCAAAAUGAGUCUACUGAUUCUGCAAUACAAAAAGUUCUAAGUCGAUAUAAAUGUAAAAGAAGGAAGUUGAUCGCCAACAAGAUUAAUACUGCAAUAAAAGGAUAUAAUUGUACUGACAGUGCAUAUUUGUCAUAUUUAGAUAUAACUCCUAUUCAGUGUAAGGAAGCAUUGCAAGCACCCUUAGACAUUAAUUAUAUUGACGAUGAAAAUAUUCAGGAUGAGAAUAUAGAUAAUUCAGAAAUUGAUUCUGAUUCUGAAGAAGAUACCUCUUCAACAAAUGAAGAUCAUGGUGAUUUCAAUUUUGAUGACGGUGAAUUAAAUUCAGAUGUACCAACAAUUUUUAUCGAAAAGUAUAGAAGAUGUUUAUAUCCUCCCAGUUUUAUGGAUAUUUUGAAACAAAAUAAAUAUUAUUGCAUACCACAAGUUGAGGAUGAUGCACAAGAAUAUUCACAUGCGGUUAGUUCCGAGAUACUUAGUGCUAUUCACAAGGUUUUAAAAAAUUCUAAGGAUAACUUAACAUGUGUGGCAAGAAAUACUAAUGGCCGUGUGAAAAGUGUGUUAUUACCUUCUUGUGAUGUUAAUAUGCCCACUUUAAUGGAAAUCCAAAAUAUUAAUCUGCCUUCCAGAAAGUAUAUUUUACUGAAAGUACUUAAAAUUGAUGCCAAUAUAACUAAAAACUGUUUAAGCUUCUUUCCAGAAUCCUGGCAUUUAUUUAUUAUAACUGUAAAAUAUCUAAUUGAUAAAUCUGUUAUUACUUGUCCAAUUGUCUAUGCAUUAAUUAUGUGUAAAAUAUUUUUGUGUUAUAUAGAUAAACAUGUUGGGUUGUGCCGUUCAAAAAAAGCAUUGGAGAAAAAAUUAAAUAUGACUUCAAUUUCUAGCGAUAGCAAUAACAAAACAAAUCAUUCUAUCAAAUUAUGCACAAUUGAUACUCUAGAAAAUAUAAACUAUAAUGACUCAUUGGUCUGUUUGAAAAAUUUGUUUCCUUAUUUUCAUUUGGAUGUUAAAUUGAAAACCAAUUAUCGAUUAUAUGAUAGAAAUGUAUUGCACUCAAUGGCACAAUUUCAGAGUUGUCUAUUACAUGUUAAGUAUUUAAAUAACCUGUUAAAUUUACCAUUUUCCAAUUUUAUUAUGUCUGAUAUUUUUAAUGGUACCUUUGUGUAUAAUUUAUCAGUAAAUUUUAUGAAGAGAUCGAACCUGGAUAGUUACGUAAAAUUGUUAUUAAAAGAUAGUCCUACAGUAUUCAAUGGUUUCAGUUCGGUUGUUGAAAACUUGAAAGAACAUUUAACUAAUGUCCAAAGUGACGCUCCACCAAAGCGAAGAAGAAAGAAGAAGAAACCUAAAGUAAAUGAAAUUGAUUAUAAACAAGAUUCUUCUGAAGGAGAAACAGCAGUUGAUCCUAAUAAUAAAUAUUCUGUUUUAAUAUCUUCGGAAAAGGAUUGUUAAGUUUGAAUAAUUUAUUAUUUUGAUACAGAA
This is a messenger RNA of Anoplophora glabripennis (Asian longhorned beetle), 2324 nucleotides long. RefSeq names its product protein asteroid. Lineage: Eukaryota; Metazoa; Arthropoda; Insecta; Coleoptera; Cerambycidae. The transcript is spliced from 2 exons. Gene Ontology annotation, molecular function: nuclease activity. The record is from RefSeq and is a predicted model, not a curated record. Bases 111 to 2294 code for a protein of 727 amino acids.